GCUCCGUGGCCCGGGCGGGCCUGCCGGCGCCGCAAGCUGAGGGACUGAGGCUGCGCGGGCCGUGGAGGCUUAGGCGGGGUGUCCAGAGGAGACCUGAGGGACCUGAGGAGGGUCCGGUCCCAGGGGCCCCCGGCUUGAGGCGGGAAGGGGCUCCGGAGCUGCAGGGAGGCAAGAUGACUUCUCUGCCCCAAGCUUGGAACAGCUGAAGUGAAACAACGGUGCAAGAUGAGAACAACAAAGGUCUACAAACUCGUCAUCCACAAGAAGGGCUUUGGGGGCAGUGAUGAUGAGCUAGUUGUGAACCCCAAAGUGUUUCCUCACAUCAAGCUUGGAGACAUCGUAGAGAUUGCUCAUCCCAAUGAUGAAUACAGCCCCCUGCUUUUGCAGGUCAAGUCACUUAAGGAAGAUUUACAGAAAGAAACUAUCAGUGUGGACCAGACUGUGACUCAAGUGUUCCGGCUAAGACCUUACCAAGAUGUCUAUGUGAAUGUUGUAGACCCUAAGGAUGUGACCCUUGACCUAGUGGAAUUAACUUUUAAGGAUCAAUAUAUUGGCCGUGGGGAUAUGUGGCGAUUAAAGAAAAGUUUGGUCAGCACAUGUGCUUAUAUUACCCAGAAGGUGGAAUUUGCUGGCAUCAGGGCACAGGCUGGUGAGCUGUGGGUCAAGAAUGAGAAGGUCAUGUGUGGUUAUAUCAGUGAAGAUACCAGGGUGGUGUUCCGUUCUACGUCGGCUAUGGUUUACAUAUUUAUUCAGAUGAGCUGUGAAAUGUGGGAUUUUGAUAUUUAUGGGGAUCUAUAUUUUGAGAAAGCUGUGAAUGGUUUCCUUGCUGAUCUAUUUACCAAGUGGAAGGAGAAGAACUGUAGUCAUGAAGUAACAGUGGUCCUAUUUUCUAGAACUUUCUAUGAUGCAAAAUCUAUUGAUGAAUUUCCUGAAAUAAACCGAGCUUCAAUUCGACAGGAUCACAAGGGGCGAUUCUAUGAAGACUUUUACAAAGUGGUGGUGCAGAAUGAGAGAAGAGAAGAGUGGACUUCCCUCCUUGUGACCAUUAAAAAACUUUUCAUCCAGUAUCCAGUGUUGGUGCGCCUGGAACAGGCAGAGGGCUUUCCUCAAGGAGACAAUUCUACCUCAGCACAGGGAAACUACCUGGAGGCCAUCAAUCUGUCAUUCAACGUGUUUGACAAGCACUAUAUCAACCGCAACUUUGACCGAACGGGACAGAUGUCUGUGGUGAUCACCCCCGGGGUGGGUGUCUUCGAAGUGGACCGCCUGCUCAUGAUCUUGACCAAGCAGCGGAUGAUAGACAACGGAAUCGGUGUGGACUUGGUAUGCAUGGGAGAGCAACCGUUACAUGCUGUCCCAUUGUUCAAGCUGCAUAAUCGGAGUGCUCCUCGGGAUUCUCGUCUGGGCGACGACUAUAAUAUUCCUCACUGGAUAAACCACAGUUUCUACACAUCCAAAAGCCAGCUCUUUUGUAACAGUUUCACCCCACGAAUAAAACUGGCAGGAAAGAAGCCUGCCUCUGAAAAAGCAAAAAAUGGCCGUGAUACAUCUCUUGGAUCUCCAAAAGAAUCUGAGAACGCGCUUCCCAUCCAAGUCGAUUAUGAUGCCUAUGAUGCUCAAGUGUUCAGGCUGCCCGGCCCAUCCAGGGCUCAGCGCCUCGCCACCUGCAGGUCUGUGCGAGAACGGGAAAGUCAGAGUCGAAAGAGUGCCAGCUCCUGUGACGUCUCAUCCAGCCCUUCCUUGCCGAGCCGGGCGCUGCCCACUGAGGAAGUGAGGAGCCAGGCUUCUGACGACAGCUCCCUGGGCAAGAGCACCAACAUCCUGAUGAUCCCACACCCCCACCUGCACCAGUAUGAAGUUAGCAGCUCCUUGGGCUACACCAGUACACGAGAUGUCCUGGAGAACAUGAUGGAGCCACCACAGCGAGACUCUAGCGCACCGGGAAGGUUCCACGUAGGCAGUGCAGAGUCCAUGCUACAUGUCCGGCCCGGUGGAUACACGCCCCAGAGAGCACUGAUUAACCCCUUUGCUCCUUCUCGAAUGCCUAUGAAGCUCACGUCCAACAGAAGGCGCUGGAUGCACACUUUUCCUGUGGGACCAUCCGGAGAGGCCAUCCAGAUCCAUCACCAGACCCGGCAGAAUAUGGCGGAGCUGCAAGGCAGUGGGCAGAGGGACCCGACUCACUCCUCUGCAGAGCUGCUGGAGUUAGCAUAUCAUGAAGCUGCUGGAAGGCACAGCACUUCCCGCCAGCCUGGUGACGGCAUGUCCUUCUUGAACUUGGGUGGAACAGAAGAGCUUUCUGCCAGCCUGCUUAGCAACAGUGGUGCAGGUUCAUCCAACAGUAUUCCUAGAGGCCUAUGGCUAAGGCUUGGAAACUGGGUUGACAGUAUGAAUCCUAGGACCCAGAAUAAGGAUUCUCUAGAAGACAAUGUUUCUACCUCUCCAGAACCAAUUCUGACGCUGUCUGCUCCCCCUGUAGUGCCAGGCUUCUGUUGCACAGUUGGAGUGGACUGGAAGUCUCUCACUACUCCGGCGUGCCUCCCCCUCACCACCGACUACUUCCCUGACCGCCAGGGCCUGCAGAACGACUACACAGAGGGCUGUUAUGAUCUCCUCCCAGAAGCAGAUAUCGACAGGAGGGAUGAGGAAGGCGUACAGAUGACGGCCCAGCAGGUGUUUGAAGAGUUCAUUUGCCAGCGUCUCAUGCAGGGCUACCAAAUCAUUGUGCAGCCCAAGGCACAGAAACCCAACCCUGCUGUCCCGCCUCCACUGAGCAGUAGCCCACUCUAUAGCCGAGGUCUUGUGUCCCGAAACCGCCCCGAGGAGGAAGACCAGUACUGGCUGAGUAUGGGCAGAACUUUCCACAAAGUGACACUGAAGGAUAAGAUGAUCACAGUGACACGGUACCUUCCCAAGUACCCUUAUGAAUCUGCCCAGAUCAACUACACCUACAGCCUCUGCCCUUCCCACUCAGACUCGGAGUUCGUCUCCUGCUGGGUGGAAUUCUCCCACGAACGGCUGGAGGAGUACAAGUGGAAUUAUUUAGAUCAGUAUAUCUGCUCUGCAGGCUCCGAGGACUUCAGCUUAAUUGAGUCUCUGAAGUUCUGGAGGACCCGCUUUCUGCUGCUGCCAGCCUGUGUCACCGCCACCAAGCGCAUCACAGAGGGGGAGGUGCACUGCGACAUCUAUGGGGACAGACCCCGUGCAGAUGAGGACGAGUGGCAACUCCUGGAUGGCUUUAUCCGCUUUGUGGAGGGCUUGAACCGGAUCCGCAGACGACAUCGGUCAGAUCGCAUGAUGCGGAAAGGGGCCACCAUGAAAGGCUUGCAGAUAACCGGGCCUAUUCCCACGCACUCUCUCGAGUCAGCCGGCCCUCCAGUUGGGAAGAAGGGAACCUCAGCUCUGUCUGCCCUGUUGGAGAUGGAGGCCAGUCAGAAGUGCCUAGGAGAACAGCAGGCAGCUGUGCAUGGUGGGAAGAGCUCCACCCAGCCAGCCGAGAGCAGCAGUGUUGCCAUGACUCCCACCCACGUGGACAGCCCACGAAAGGACGGCGCCUUCUUUAUGGAGUUUGUCCGCAGCCCACGCAUGGCAUCGUCCACCUUCUACCCUCAGAUGUCUGUGGAACAAACAGUCCCUCCGAUGUUGGAUAGCACCAGUUUGGGGGUAAGCACAGGCCAAUCUGUGGACAGAGGCAACAGCCAGGCCUUUGGGAACUCCCAGAACGUAGGAGAACAGGGCUUCUCCACAAACUCCAGUGACAACAGCUCUCAGCAGCCGGCAGCAAGCUCCCUGACGUCAUCCUCCACCCUGACGGAGAUCCUGGAAGCCAUGAAGCACCCCUCGACAGGAGUCCAGCUGCUCUCUGAACAGAAGGGCCUCUCGCCAUACUGCUUCAUCAGUGCCGAGGUGGUGCACUGGCUGGUGAACCACGUGGAGGGAGUCCAGACGCAGGCGAUGGCCAUCGACAUCAUGCAGGUGAGGCAGCAAGGCAGGGCCUGCAGAGCUAUCUGCUCAGGCCCCUAUGGGACCAGGCCCUGUCUCAGAAGCUGUCACCCUUCCCAGAAAUGAGAUCUGCAUAUGGAGUGAGAAUCUGUUUUUAAUAAGUUUAAGGCCUGUCUGGAAUUGAUGAAAGAAAAAGUCUUGCUUCGAAACACACUAUAUGUUGACUUCAAAAUCUGGCAGAAUUUAUUGUCUGAACUGAAACGUUCUGUAUGGGAUCUAUGCACUUGUAAACCUUAGAGAAAUCUCUGUGAACGAUUUUCAGAGAAUUCUCUCCGUCUGACCUCAAGCCCCCAGUUUCCUCUGGUCAGUGUCUGCUUUAUUCGAGACCCGAAGCUGGAUUCAAGGCUCUGCCCCAGGGGCCUUCUGGCACCCUGUAUUUACUCUGUCAGAGCCCUGGGCACAACAGAAUGAAGAAUCUAUGUAUCUCAUUUGUCUCCUGCCUAGACCAGCUCCUGUAGGGUGGGGCUACCUCUUAUUGUCCAUUCCAGUGCCUGGCAUGUUGCUUGGUACAUGGUAGGCACUUAGUACCACACUUGCCAGAUUUACUUACACUGUUCAGAACUGGAAUAGUGAGGAGAGGAAUGGGAAAGAUUGAGUUGACUCAGCCAGUUCCCACCAUCCUUUCUGUACAGAGGCCCCCACUGGAAAUAAAUCAGUACUAUUUGCUGACCAGCUGGGUUGUCAUCACAGAAAUGUAAAAUUAGGCUAGGCGUGGUGGCUCACACCUGUAAUCCUAGCA
Molecule: messenger RNA, 4741 nt
Organism: Microcebus murinus (gray mouse lemur)
Lineage: Eukaryota; Metazoa; Chordata; Mammalia; Primates; Cheirogaleidae
Source: RefSeq, a predicted model, not a curated record